Messenger RNA from Dermatophagoides pteronyssinus (European house dust mite), 439 nucleotides. RefSeq lists its product as uncharacterized. The record is from RefSeq and is a predicted model, not a curated record. Gene Ontology annotation, biological process: regulation of mitotic cell cycle spindle assembly checkpoint. Gene Ontology annotation, cellular component: anaphase-promoting complex. NCBI's taxonomy places the organism in Eukaryota, Metazoa, Arthropoda, Arachnida, Sarcoptiformes, Pyroglyphidae.
AUUUCUUGGAAAACUAUUUUCUUUGUUGAAUGACUUAGUUUAUAAUUCAAAAAAAAAAAUUAGUUCAAUAAUUCAUUUUAAUUGAUUAACUGAUCUUAUCGUUAUGGUGAGCCCGUUAUUUCCAUCCUUAACACCACGUUAUAUUGAUGAACAUUGGUUCCAUUAUGAUCAAUUAUUUGAAGAAGAUCAAACAUUAUCAGGAUUGGAGAAAGAAUAUCAUAAUCUAAUAUCAGAAAUUGAAAAUCGUGCCUACAAUAAUAACCAGGAUACGGCAAACAUCUAUUCAGAUGCCGAAGAUGAUGACGAUGAUGAUGAUGAUGACGACGAUUUGGACAAUAAUGAUGAUGAUGAUGUCGAUGAUAGUGAAGAUAGCGAUGAUAAUGAUGAUGAAUUCGAAGAUGAUAUUUUCAAUGUUUCCUUACAAGCUAAUCAUAUUUGA